AUGUUUCACUUAAUUGUGGUCACACCUGUUGUUUUUGGUGGAAUUCGUGUUUAUGUCAAACAUGAAGAAGGCGUGGUUGGCUUCUGUCCUGAUAAUACGCAUUAUUGUUAUAUUGAAAACUCUGAGUGUAUUGACGCCGUGUGUUAUUGUCUUCAAACACAUUAUAAAGUUAAUGACGAACUGUGUAUUUCAAAGAAGGCAAAUGGUGCCGAUUGUACGCAUACUUACCAAUGUAACGACACUCAAGCUGAAUGUGUUGAUCAUGUAUGUACAUGUAAAGCUGGCUUAUUCGAGGAUACCAACAACGCUAAUACGUGUACAGAAAAAUUUGCAUUAGGGAGUACAUGUUCCAAAGAAAAUUUAAACCAAUGCGCUGACGUUAAUGCUGAGUGCAGGGGCAAUAUAUUUGAUACAAAUAAAUGUCUAUGUAAAACAACACAUUACAAAGUAGGAAAUGAAUGUGUGCCAAGACUUUCGGAGAAUAAAGUGUGUGAAGAGGGAGGACAUGAACAUCAGUGUGUAGAAAAAACGGUUUGUAAAAAGGUGGAUGGAAUAAACAAAUGCCAGUAUAAAAAUGAGAAUACAUUAGGAAGUAGUUGUACAACAAGUAGCACAAACGAUGUGUUUAUUGACCAAUGUGCGGUACCUGAUGCUGAAUGUAGAGAUGAUAUUGAUGGUACCAUUAAAUGUCUAUGUAAAACAACGCAUUACCAGACCAGCAAUGACGUUUGUAUUCCAAAAACUUCAACUGAAAAGGAAUUCACAGUCACAACGGAAUACAGCGAUCCAAAUACUAACUGCAUCGAAAACCUUUGUCAAUGUAAGCCUGGCUUCUUUAAAGACACCGACACAAACAUAUGCCAUGCUAAGAUUGGACUUGAAACCAGCUGUCAACCGGAAUCUAUUGACCAAUGCGCUGACAAUAACGCAGAAUGUGACAAUGAUAUGUCAGGUGUUUUCAAAUGUGUGUGUAAAACAACACAUUAUAACAGCAAUAGCGAAUGCCUACCCAGGAAGGCCGAAAACGAUGAUUGUGAAAUUGGUGGACACGAACUCCAAUGUGUUGACAAUGCAUCAUGCCAAAUCGUCAAAAAUGUAUACAAAUGCAUGUGUGAUGAAGGCGUAAACUUUAACGGUGAAUGUAAUGGAGUAAACGAAAUGUUACCAAGCCUUCUUUGUAUGCUCCUGAAUCUACUCGUCAUGUUACACUGUAUAGGGAUGUAAAUGGACAGGAAUGGCAGUGAUACUUCAUCUUAACUCUGUCAGCUUCAUUUUGUUCGUUAUAGUUUUGAUAUUAUUCAAGCCAGUGGCACUUUAAAUUUGUAUAUACUUUCAUGAGUGCGUAUGAGAAUAUUUUACUCGAUAACACAUUUAAUCAGAAAAGAUGACACUUAUUUGCUCGAGUGUACCUGGUAAAUACCAUUUCAGAAACUUAAGUUUGUAUUAUAUUUGUUUAUACAUUUUUGUCAAUAAAUCAAGGUUAGCAUUU
Molecule: messenger RNA, 1489 nt
Organism: Mytilus californianus (California mussel)
Lineage: Eukaryota; Metazoa; Mollusca; Bivalvia; Mytilida; Mytilidae
Product: protein NEL-like
Exons: 10
Coding region: 1-1224 (407 amino acids)
Source: RefSeq, a predicted model, not a curated record